AUGCCAGCAACCAAGCCUCUUACCCUCCUCGGCCUUGCAACCCUUCUACUGCAAGUCAGCGGUUAUAAACUGACUGCCUAUAAAGAAAAGGGGUGCAAGGGCGAAGUCCAACAGACUAUCGAGGAUACUAAAUAUGGUGACUACUGCCAGUAUUUCAAAGAUAAAGCUGCCUCUAUCAAGGUAGAAGGCUCUAGCAAGGACGAGCAAUGGAUCUUUUUCAACAAUUGGUGCGGUAAAGAUGCCCAAGUUGGCUCGUUCCAAGGAGAUGGAUGUAUGACCAUGGGAAACACCAAGCUCAAGGCCGUAAACAAUAUUCUCCCAGAAGGUAGCUCCAAGAAGAAGCGAGCCUCAGCUGGCACUGUAAGGACUUGGAAGAAUACGGACUGCUCUGGAAGCUCCACGAACGAGAUGGGAUUUAUCGGUGAAAACCUGCCGGUCACUCUCAACAGCGUCGACUCGAUUAAGGUGAGCGAUGUCCCUAAAGCAGACAUCGCCUUCGCCUGCAGUGACUCAGACUGCCACGUCGAAAACCAAGUCGCCACUCUCGAGAACGGAAAGUGUGUCAAUGUCAAAGGCAAGAAGGUUAAAUCAGCAAUGGUAAUCGGUGUGCCAACUCCUCCCAGAAAACGAGACGAUACUUCUGAGCGCCGCCACUCACGCAGUCUUAUAUCCGAGGCACGCGCACUCGAUAUACUAAAGCGUGACAACGGCAUCAAUUGCGACGCUAGCAACGGGCCUGACUACAAGGAUGCGCUGAAGGUCGGUGACAACUGGCAAGGGAAAAAUGGACUGGAAUGCUGUUGCCAUGUUCCUGGAGGCAGCAACUCGAAGACUUCCGGUUCGGCUAAAGCAUCUAUCAACGAUAACAUUCGAUGCCCGGCGGAUCCUUCUGGCAUGCCUCCACCGCCCACAACAUGCCCCCUGAACUGCAACGGGAUGAGGAGCUACAUAUAUGCUAUUGCAACUCAGUGUAAGAAUAAAGAUGGCAAGACUGGUGGAACCGCGACGUUGAGUGGCGAUGGAAAGAUCACGCUGGGUCAUAGCUAA
Annulohypoxylon maeteangense is the source of this 1047-nucleotide messenger RNA. RefSeq lists its product as uncharacterized. Lineage: Eukaryota; Fungi; Ascomycota; Sordariomycetes; Xylariales; Hypoxylaceae. Bases 1 to 1047 code for a protein of 348 amino acids. The transcript has 4 exons. The record is from RefSeq and is a predicted model, not a curated record.